Molecule: messenger RNA, 3165 nt
Organism: Parathielavia appendiculata
Lineage: Eukaryota; Fungi; Ascomycota; Sordariomycetes; Sordariales; Chaetomiaceae
Product: Rsm22-domain-containing protein
Exons: 1
Coding region: 153-2726 (857 amino acids)
Biological process (GO): translation
Cellular component (GO): mitochondrial small ribosomal subunit
Molecular function (GO): methyltransferase activity; structural constituent of ribosome
Source: RefSeq, a predicted model, not a curated record
GCUACUUUAGGCCCAAGUGACUGUCACGUGCAACGACCCUGCGGGAGGUUGAUGCGCGCUUGAAAGCUUGGACCCUGUGGAACUCUUUUCUCUGUUGCCUCCCCCACCACAGACUCUGCACAUCACCGAACAGACAGCACCUGGGAGCAAACAUGAUUUCGGCCGGCAAAAUGCAAAAUCGGUGCCCUGGGUGUCGUGCUCAGAUUCUGAGCUUCUACGAUGCUUUGUUGCUGCGGCACAGCAGGCCGACCGCGCACCCAUUCCUUCAGCGGCCUGUGCAGUCCGCUGCGGCAGCCUCGACAGUCACCCGCCCUUGGCGGACCAACUCAGUCAGGCGAAUUUCAACGAUCACGCCAAUCCGACAGGAGCCAACGGGCAAGAUUGUCGACGCGCAGUUACCGAGUGCAGGUGGCCAGCCAACGCUCGAAGAGAUCGAGAUAGUCGUGCGCCAGGCGAGACAGACGUUCGGCAACACGCUGCCUGCCGACUACCUCACGCCCGACGAGCUCAAGGUCUACGAAAGGUUAUACGGGCCGCCUCUUCGCGAAACACGGCCAGAGGAUGUUGGCAUUCCGUUUCCUGAGCGAGAUGUCGAGGAGCAGCAUGCCCUGCUCAGGGAAACCCCAGAGGGCGUGCUGGAGGAGGUCAAGUACACCUUCGAUCGCGCCACAGCCAUUGGCUCUGAAGAAGUGCAAGAACAAGGUUCCCCGGAAGACGUCGAGGAAACCGGGACACUCGAAACCGCCUACAGCGUUCCCCCGCUCACCGACACCCAAAUCGAGUACCUCAAUGUGUCGGCCAACAACCAGCGCGAGUAUGAAGCCCUGGUGAAACUACAGCGCGACUUUGAGGCAGCAGCAACCCUGCAGCCAGCCGAGGAGAUCCAAGAAGAAGAAAACAUCAUUGAGGAGGACGAGCCGCGCGAAGAAGAAGAGAUUGACGAGGACGAGGGCGAGCCGGAUGCGACCUUUCUUGAAGACGCCGAGCCACGUGGUUCCCGACUGCACGAGUACACGAGAAUGGGCCAGUUCAAAACCAACCCCAGCACGCUGCAGCUUCCCAAGAUGACGUUCGUCGAACCAAUCACUACUCUGCUAAACAGAACGGACAUUGCACACAUCACCGAGACUGCAGAACGCGUGCUUGGCGGCCCCGGACUGCCGUAUGGCCCGGCGACUCCCAAGUCCAAGUCGAAUCUCCCUCAGAAGGGCAUCCUAUUGGAGGCUGGCCAUCACAGGAUGUCUCAAAUCGAGGCCGAUGCAUACCUCGCUACUGUGCUUCCGGGCCUGUAUGCAUCAGUCACCAGCGUCCUCGUCGAGGUGCGGAAACGGCUCGGUGAAAAGUGGUUAAAGGACCUCAUCACUCGACCCGAUGGAACUGGGCCGCGAGUGCUGGACGUGGGCGCCGGCGGAGCGGGGCUGGUUGCGUGGCAAGACGUGCUCCAGGCUGGGUGGGAUGUCCUUCGGGAAAAGGGGGAGGUCAGGGGCGAGACGCCUCCGGGCAAGAAGACAGUAGUCGUAGGGUCGGAAAAUCUGCGCCAGCGGGUUUCUCGGUUUUUGCACAACACCACUUUUCUUCCCCGUCUGCCCGACUACAUCCACUCGAUCGAAGGCUCCGAACGCAAGCUUGACUCUGGCGGCGGCCCUGCGCCCCGUAAAGUCUUCGAUGUCAUCAUCGCGUCACACGUGCUGAUGCCCCUUGAGAAGGAGUACAAGCGCAAGGAGCUUCUGGAAAACCUAUGGAGUAUGCUCUCCCCGGAGGGCGGUGUUCUUAUUGUGCUGGAAAAAGGACACCCACGCGGCUUCGAGGCUGUAGCCAGCGUGCGCGAUCGCAUCCUCGAUGAGUUCAUCAUCCCGCCUACGCCGCAGCCGCGCGCAGAGGAGAUCCAGUCGGAUGCCGAGCGGGUGCGGGAGCCCGGCAUGAUAAUCGCGCCGUGCACCAACCACACCAAGUGCCCGAUGUACCUCACUCCCGGUCUGAGCCAGGGGCGCAAGGACUUCUGUCACUUCAGCCAGCGGUUCAUCCGCCCACCUUUCUUGCAGAAGGUGCUCGGCGCCUCGCAUCACAGCCACGAGGACAUCAAAUUCAGCUACCUUGCCGUGCGCAGGGGCGCCCAACCGGACGCCUCGUCUACCGAUGCGCUCACCUUCUUACAGGGCAGCGACGCCACCGACAAGGCCUUCGCGGGCUACGAAGACUCCCUUGGCGCUCCCCCUCACCCGCUUUCGCUGCCACGCAACAUCCUCGCUCCCCUCAAGCGCCGCGGGCAUGUCACGCUCGACCUCUGCACGCCUGCCGGCAACAUAGAGCGGUGGGUGGUGCCCAAGUCGUUCUCCAAGCAGGCGUACCACGAUGCGCGCAAGGCCGUCUGGGGCGACCUGUGGGCGCUCGGCGCCAAGACACGCACCGUCCGCCGGGUCCGGCUUGGCAAGGGCGGCGUGGACCCCGGCGACGGCGGUGUCCGUUCCCGAGAAGCAGCAGCUGCGAACAAGAAGAGGCCCAAAGUUGUGAAUAUCAAUGUGCAUCCGCAGUAUGGCGUGAUCGGGACAACGGAAAGACAUCCCGGUGGCUAUGCGCCCGUUGAGAGGAGGACCAAGGGCGGGAAGAAGGUCAAGAUCGAUGAUUUACUGCAGAAGAUGGGCAUUGAUGAAGUUGAGGAUCCUGAAGACAAGGAGGACGCCGAGUUCAUGCGGGAGGAUGCCAAGUUCAUGCGCACCGUGAGGUGAAGGUAUAGCUGUACAUCAUGACAUGUAUAACAGUAGUUGUCUGUACAAUACCAGGAACUGUACAUCCAGUAUGAACGGUCCCAACAGCACCCCCUUCGCACUGCACCCCUCGAGAGGAAGGCGCCUGCAAGGUGCUACCUUAGCCUCCAGUACUAGUGUAAUAUGUGCUGGCAUGCGUUCGAUGGCCUUGCUUCUUGAGGUAUAACGUCCAGAUACUAUGCGUUCCUCCACGAACCGGUUUCUCUCCUGCGCCAUGCAUCGGCAAUGAGUGUGGUCAAUCGUCUCAUGCAGGCCGAGCUCCGUCCUUGCAUGGAUGAUGCAGUAUGUAGCGUUCCCAUGAAGCGUCGCCGAGGGUAAGACGGAGCAACGAUCGACCAGCCGACGAUUCCUUCGUCCACGUUUCACAUCUUCUCGACGACGACAAGCGGGAAGGGAGUCC